AUGCCCACCUCUUCAUCACCUACAUUUGCGCAGACCUUACCUCCCGAACUGGUCCAACCAAUCGUGUUGCACGUCAUACGUGACCAAUUAGAGGACCUUUUCUUGCUACCCUCGAGCCCAUCUGUUCCAAGGAUCUACUCGUCGCUAGCUCUCCUUCACUUGUGCAGUGUCUUCCGACAUUGUGCUCUGAGCGCCCUUGGACACAUUUGGGGAGGGCUCGAAAGGAAUACGGUAGCAUACGAUCAUAUUUUCCGCUUCAAGGCCGUAGACGGGUCCCUUUCCGCCGCUUGGGACUUCGAAGCUUUGCCAGAGAAGGAACGCUUCGGCGUGGCUCUUGCUCGACUCCAAUCGCUCAAUGAAAAUACGUCACCACGUGCGGAUGCUCCGAUAUACUCUCUGCUUCAAACGUUGGCUCUCUCGAGGAUCACUCAGGUUGCGAUGCGACAUCUUUCCAAGAGACCCCUUCGGCAUCAUGCGACAGCUGAGACACAGAAAAUGAAAUCCGACAUCUUUUCGGGCAGCAUGUCCAUAGCUGAACUACUGCACACACAAAACGCCAGAUGCCGCGACCAUAUCCCAGCCUGGUUGCUCAAAGAUGUGCUGGGAUCCCUCAUGCCGUACAGUCUGGGCGCGGCCGUCUAUCUGGUCAAAAUGAGUGCUAUGGAACAGGCAAGCCAGGUCAUGAGCGAGACUCUGGAAGAGCUGCCGUCCUCAGUGCAUCUCACGCACGAGCAGGCGGACCAAUUUGCGGAUGUGAUAGAUCAGCUUGCUGAAGACUUUUACCGAUCUGUGACGCAGAUGCCCUUAACUGAGGUGAACGGGCUUUGUCGUGCUUGCGGCAUUGACAUAUCACCUUGUGAAUGGACUAUGGAGGACGCACGGGCAUCCGGUGUAGCCUCUGUUCUUCAUGAAAUUCGUCGACGCAGGAAAUGCAGACAGCUCAGCUCUAGCGCUGCUCGGAGGAUUCAGCGCUCCAUGCGAGUUUCCGCAGGGCUCACCGAUGCUGAGGCUGUACUCUGCGGGUUGCCCUACGAGCCCUCUGACAACAAGGCGGCGAGUCGCGUCGGCUUCGCUGGCGAACUAGGACCGCACGUCACUCCGACGCAUUAG
Messenger RNA from Peniophora sp. CBMAI 1063, 1110 nucleotides. NCBI's taxonomy places the organism in Eukaryota, Fungi, Basidiomycota, Agaricomycetes, Russulales, Peniophoraceae. The record is from the annotation of a GenBank genome assembly.